GCAAAGCAAAACACGCUUACAAUUAUUUACGCGCAGUUUACUUCAUGAAAUUUGAUUAAUUUGUAGUAACCAUACUCUUUACAGCAAAACUAAAACUAAAUAUUUCUACCACGGUAAGUUGGAUUGGGAUGAAAAGUCAUCAGCUGGACGUUACGUUCGCGAUCAUUGUAAGCCAUUAUUCAGAUAUCAAAUGAGUGAUACUGAGGAUCAUUGUGAACUCUUCGACUUAAUUAAAAAAAUGCUUGAAUAUGAGCCAUCCCAACGUGUUACUUUAGGUGAAGCCUUGAGGCAUCCAUUUUUCGAAAAACUUCCACCUCAUCAACGUAUCGGUGAUCUUGGUAACACUAAACAAAAUACCUCAUCAGAUAUCGAUGGGCAAAUACAAGCUGUUGAUUUACAACUAUUUUUACAAGCUAUGGAAUUCAAGAAAAUUAAAAAAUAUAAAUAAUAUUACUUAUUUUGAGUGAAUUUUUUUUAAGAUUUUAU
Messenger RNA from Teleopsis dalmanni, 486 nucleotides. Its product is annotated as serine/threonine-protein kinase Doa-like. Gene Ontology annotation, biological process: protein phosphorylation. The transcript is spliced from 3 exons. Gene Ontology annotation, molecular function: protein kinase activity. Bases 191 to 448 code for a protein of 85 amino acids. Gene Ontology annotation, cellular component: nucleus. NCBI's taxonomy places the organism in Eukaryota, Metazoa, Arthropoda, Insecta, Diptera, Diopsidae. The record is from RefSeq and is a predicted model, not a curated record.